Messenger RNA from Scomber scombrus (Atlantic mackerel), 2231 nucleotides. RefSeq lists its product as uncharacterized. The coding region runs from base 1 to 2001 and encodes 666 amino acids. Lineage: Eukaryota; Metazoa; Chordata; Actinopteri; Scombriformes; Scombridae. The transcript has 7 exons. The record is from RefSeq and is a predicted model, not a curated record.
AUGGAGAUAUCUCCGUUCAGCUUCGCUCCGGAGAGAUACUGGACGGAGGAGAAAGAGAGGGCGCUCAUAGCAUUCUUCUCCAAGCACAGCUGUCUGUGGAACCACAAGUCAGAGAGUUAUAAGAACCGACAGCUGCGAUGGAAAACCCUGGAACGCCUGAGGAUACUUCUGUCAGCUCACCCUCCGCCCGUUCCCUUCACAGCGGAAGACAUCAAGAACAAGUUCAAGAACCUUCGUACCACCUUCCAGCGUCAGUACAAAAUGGUGAAGGCGAGCAAGGUGUGCGGCUCCAACGACGUGUUCGUGCCGCAGUGGAAACACUACCAGCAGCUCAUGUUCCUGCAGGGCUGCUGGGACCUGGACGACGGCGCAGACGUCCAGCCGCUGUCGCCUCCCAUUAUUCAGCAGGAGGAGAGCCGGCCUGUCUUACCGUCCCCGGGACUGAUCAUCUCCUUCCUCCCCACCCCAUCCACCUCCUCGCCUUCCUCCACGUCCCCCUGCAUCCCCUCCAACAUGAUGGUGAAAUGUUACUGGACUGACGAGAGGGAGCGCGAACUGAUAGCUUUUUACUCCGAGCACAGCUGUCUGUGGAACAAGAAGUCUGAAAACCACAACAACCGUCAGCUGAGGAUGAAGCUGCUGGAGACUCUGAAGAGCCAGCUGUCUGACCAAUCAGUGUCUUUCUCAGUUGAAGAUAUAAAGUGCAAGUUCAAGAACCUCCGGACCGUUUUUAACCGUGAAUACAAGGCGGUGCAGGCGAGCCGGGCGUCCGACAAACUCUACGUGUCCAAAUGGAAACACUACCAGCAGCUGCUCUUCCUCUGCGAGUGCUGCGACGAAGACGACGGCUCAGACGACCUGCUCAUACUGAUCCCGCCUGAAGACAAAGAUCCCGAACACGGAAACCAAACGCCCUCGUCCACCCUGAGCAGCUUCUCCUCCAGCUCCACCCAAACCAACAGCGUGAAGUUCAGCAAAACCUCCGCUCCCUCCGCCUCCAGUCAGAGCGACGCCAAAACCAACGCCGGCGCCGCCUACCAAAUCUUCCUCACCGGCUCUCCGGAUAAUCUCAAACUAUUGAGUCAGACCGCUGCUUCCUCAACGCUCCCCGUCUCUCCAUCCAGUUCUCCGCUGGAUACCAAACCUUGCACGAACCCGUCCCCUCUGACGUUCUCCGUGCUCGGCCCGGUUCUGACGGAGAGCAGACUGAUCGGUGACGCCCGCUGCCACUGGAACGAAGCCAAAGUUCAGCAGCUCAUAUCCUUUUACUCUGAGCACAGCUGUCUGUGGAACCACAAGUCAGAGAGUUACAGGAACAGACUGCUGAGACAGAGUCUGCUGGAGACACUGAGCACCCUGCUGUCCAACAACGAGCCCGUCCCAUUCACAGUGGAAGACAUAAAGACAAAGUUCAGAAACCUGCGGACCAUCUUCCAGCGUGAACACAAGGCGGUGAGCGCCAACAAAACGUGCGGCUCAGAAGACUUCUACCUCCCCAAGUGGAAACACUACCGCGAGCUCAUGUUCCUCUGCGACUCCUGCGACGAGGACGACCAGCCCGAAGAGCUCCACUUCCCCCAACCGCGGGACUCCAACCUCCCCCACCUGGAGAGCCAAGCCCCAUCCUCCUCCCUACACUACCAAACCUGCCCCUCCACCACCUACCAAACCACCACCGUCACAUCGCAGAGGCUGGAUGCCCCGCCCUCACCUACCCCACCAGACUCCCAGCUCUCCUCCUCCUCCUCUUCCUCCCCGCCCUCCACGUCCUCCUCCCGCGACGACGGCAGGUUGCGAAAGCGAGCGAGGCGCCGGCCGCCGCACGCCACCGGCGAGGUGCUGGACUUCAUGAGGACGUUCUGUCAGAGUCACACGGUGUCGCCGCACGCCGGGUUCCUCAAGUACGUGGAGGAGUGUCUGAAUGAGACGCCGCCCGAUAAAGUGAAGAAACUGAAGAAGAAGAUCAUUGACACAAUCCACAGCGUGUCAGAGGAGGUGUGAGGAGAGUUUGAAUGAUAAAGCUUGUCCAUUUUCGUUUAAAGCUACAGUUACAGGCUAGUUUAUAUCAUGUAGCUUGAAGAGUAACACCUGUCUUAUUUUACUCACUGAUGGGUGGAGGUUAGAAAUGUGCUUUUUGUUGUACUUUUAACCACACCCAACUGUGAUGUCCUUACUUGGGGCGUUGCACACUACUCGGAUUUAAUGCCUCAUUGAGAGUGAGUCCUUUUUUC